Lindgomyces ingoldianus is the source of this 576-nucleotide messenger RNA. RefSeq lists its product as uncharacterized. The coding region runs from base 1 to 576 and encodes 191 amino acids. The record is from RefSeq and is a predicted model, not a curated record. The transcript is spliced from 9 exons. Lineage: Eukaryota; Fungi; Ascomycota; Dothideomycetes; Pleosporales; Lindgomycetaceae.
AUGUAUAGGAUUAACGUGUACUGCUUGAAGUAUUCACUAGCACGGCACUAUGGAUAUGACGAUCAUGCUCGAAGAUUUUGGGGGUCCGAAACCGGCUCUACAUCUAAUCUGGUUUGGAAGUUCUCAACCCAUACUGACGUUCACUGCGUAGCCGCUCCACUACAUUCAGCACCCAACCUGUUGAUUGCUAAAGGAGGGCAACUACGGGCAGUAGCAGGUGAAAGUAGUGUCAGAGCCCACGGAUAUAUCCAUCAUACGCGCAAACCCACCAAGGGAAGAAGAGUGUUGGCGCCCUUCAUCAUCUCAGCUCUCGUAACGACCUCUUAUUUCAUUCUGUCGCCAUUCCUGAAUCAUGUUUCACAAACGUUGAAAACAUCUUAUAUCGAAAGAUGCCAUUUAGUUAAGCUCCCAAAUAUCAGUCGGCCAUAUCUGAGCUCCAUGUUCUGUGGCCUACCGUUGCCUACGAGUGAGAGUACGGUCAUGGCAAGGUGUUUUGAAUUGCAAUGGCUAACGUACUUUCUGCAUUUUGAACAUUCACCAUCGCAUUCGCCUGGAGUUCCCGCUCAUCUUUCAUAA